Messenger RNA from Olea europaea var. sylvestris, 582 nucleotides. Its product is annotated as MOB kinase activator-like 1A. The coding region runs from base 1 to 582 and encodes 193 amino acids. The transcript is spliced from 5 exons. Gene Ontology annotation, molecular function: protein kinase activator activity. The record is from RefSeq and is a predicted model, not a curated record. Gene Ontology annotation, biological process: signal transduction; positive regulation of protein phosphorylation. NCBI's taxonomy places the organism in Eukaryota, Viridiplantae, Streptophyta, Magnoliopsida, Lamiales, Oleaceae. Gene Ontology annotation, cellular component: nucleus; cytoplasm.
AUGAAGGUGCCAUUGAAUGAAGCAAAGAUGUGGGCCACACCAAACACUAGUCCACCAUCAAUAGUGGCAGCCCACUAUAUUCUCCUAGAAGCUGCAUAUUGCCGAGCACGCCUGAAUCCGCCAUUGCCUGUUAACUAUUUUGGGAAUUGUCGGUAUCUUAAAUUUUACCGGCUCUCCCCUUGCCUCUUAAAUAAACUAGAGGCUUUGAAAACAAAAUUUUUGGAGGAUCGAUAUAAAGAAGAGGUUUCUGCUCCAAAAUAUGUUGAAUACUUAAUGGGGUGGAUUGAAACUCAGCUUGACGAUGAGUCAAUAUUUCCACAGAACUUAGGUUCUCCAUUCCCUCCCAACUUUCACAAUGUCGUUAAAAUCAUAUCCAAGAGAAUGUUUCGUGUCUAUGCGCAUAUCCAUUGCUCACAUUUCCAGAAGAUUGUAGCUCUUAAAGAAGAAGCUUAUCUGAAUACUUGCUUUAAGCAUUUCGUUCUCUUCACUUCCGUAAAUCAUCUUAUGCAAGAAUGUGGCCUGAUAGACAAGAGAGAGCUUGCACCUGUUUCAGAGAUUGUUGAGACUAUUCUAGAAAUCUAG